Amyelois transitella is the source of this 2290-nucleotide messenger RNA. Its product is annotated as cytochrome P450 4d2. Bases 126 to 1628 code for a protein of 500 amino acids. The record is from RefSeq and is a predicted model, not a curated record. NCBI's taxonomy places the organism in Eukaryota, Metazoa, Arthropoda, Insecta, Lepidoptera, Pyralidae. The transcript is spliced from 10 exons. Gene Ontology annotation, molecular function: iron ion binding; oxidoreductase activity, acting on paired donors, with incorporation or reduction of molecular oxygen; monooxygenase activity.
UUCUAACAUGCACUUCUAAUCUCUCAGAAUGCUAACUGACAUCAACUUUAGCGGCUGCUAUUUGUAAAACUAAUCCAUUAUUAGUACAAGCGAAUAUUUGUUAAAACCAAAAUCAUUUAGUUAGUAUGACUCCAUUAAGUUUAAUUUUAUUUUGUGUGUUUGUCUGUCUGGUUCUGUGGCUAUGGUGUAACAGACGAUUCAUCAGUGUGUACCGGAAGGUGGGGUCUAAACAUAUAACGAAGUCAGAAUGGUACAGUUUCCUUUUUAGAAGUGACAGAGAAGAGGUCCUUAAAAGUCUACACAGCAUCAGUGACCACGCUAUCACUAACGGUGGACUGUCGGCUAUAUGGAUGCUGCAUAGAUUCUAUCUGAUAAUAGCGGGCGCUGAAGACGCUGAAUACGUUCUCAAAUAUCAUUUGGAGAAAGAUGACUUGAUGUGGGCGCUCAGAUUUUACACUCGUACUAGCUCGGUUUUUGCAACAGUGCCAAUAUGGCGUCCUCGAAGGAAAAUAAUAUCGGCGCUGCUGUCUCACAGGAACGUGACUAAAUUUGAGCCUGUGUUUGCUAAAAACAGUAAGAUUUUGACGGAACAGCUUCAACCCCAUGUGGGUAAGGACGCCUUCUCAAUUUGGGAGCAUUUGAACGCUCUGACUUUGGAUAUCACGUGCAUCACGAUCUUAGGCAUAGACUUGAACAGCCAAAUGAACCUCCAAGAUCCCUUGAGGACAGCUGUGACCGGGGUGAUGGAUCUGGCCGGGGAAAUUCUCAUGCAAUUCUGGUACCACGUCGAGUUUAUCAUGAAACGGACAAAGAACUAUCGGAAAUUCCUUAAAUACGAUCAAGUUAUAAACGAUUAUGUGAAUGUGGCAAUGAAAAAGCAUGCUCAAAUUACAAAAGAUGAUAGCAAAACGCUCUCAAUCGAUAACGAAGAAGGAGAGGCAUUCAGUCUUCUCCAUCUGCUGACGGAACUGAAAGAACAACGCGGGUUUGACCACACCAUGAUUCACGACGAGUCCCUGGGGCUCCUCCUGGCGGCGUCGGAGACCACGGCUGUCUCCAGUUCCAUGGUCUGCGUCCUCUUGUCCAGGGUGCCCCACGUACAGCACAAGGUGUACCAAGAGUUAAUGGAAGUGUUUGGUGAAUCAGACCGCGAUGUGACGAAUGAAGACCUUCCUCGACUCAGGUACUUGGAGGCGGUGAUCAAGGAAACCCAGCGGUUGUACCCACCAGGCCCUUACAUCACAAGAAAAGCACUUGAGGACUUUGUCUUGCCAUCAGGCGUCGAAGUUCCCAAAGGCACCAACUUCCUCAUCAGCAUCUACGCGCUCAACAGGAACCCCAAGUAUUGGGGCCCUGACGCCGACGAGUUCAGACCUGAGCGGUUCCUCGACGGCAGCUUUUCGGAGAAGACCAUCCACUUUGCUUUUAGUAAUGGACCCAGGGGAUGUCCUGGAACCGUAUUCGCGAUGAUGGUGAUGAAGACAGUGUUAGCAACGCUGCUGCGUCAGUACCGACUGCUGCCCGCCGCGCCCGGGGCUCCGCUGAGGUUCCAGUUAGGGCUCACAUCCAAGGCGGUGGACAAAUUCAGUGUUAAGAUACAACUGAGGGUAGAUCGAAAAUCUGUUUGAUUUGUUCCAAUAGUAAUUGAAGGUUACUUGUCUUAUAAUAUAUAUAUUACUAGUGACCCGCCCCGGCUUUGCACAGGUGCAAAAUUCGGAAAAAAUCAAUGUUAUUAUGCAUAAAAACCUUCCUCUUGAAUCACUCUACCUGUUACAAAAAACCGCAUCAAAAUCCGUUGCGUAAUUUUAAAGAUUUAAGCAUACAGACAAACAGACUAAAAUAGCGACUUUGUUUUAUACUAUGUAGUGAUUUAUUUCUGAUGUCAAAAUUCAAAUUCAAAAUUCGAAAAUUUUAUUCAUUAUUAUCUAGACUUCAUAUCACUUAGUGAUUGUCAUAUCUUUUGGUUUCACAACAAUGGUUGACGUCAAAUAAAUUACUUAAAACUAAGUUUACUGCCGCUUCCAAAGCGUCUGUGUUGAAGACAGUAGUGACAGCACUAAACGUUAUAAUUUUCGGUAAUGGCUGCAUCUAAUUAUUUAUGUAAAUUAUUGUAGUUUUUAUGUAUGUUUAUUAUAAUUAUUUUAUUUCUUAUUUUGUUCAGGUAUAAAUGUAUUUAUUUAGUUUGACCUAACAUCAAGUUUUCUGUAAGACCCAAUGGUUGACUGGAUUCUAGCAUUAAGUCCAAGCAACUAAAGUUUAAAUAAAUGAUUAAAGAGUUAGGUUAUUUAGG